Molecule: messenger RNA, 498 nt
Organism: Trichoderma atroviride IMI 206040
Lineage: Eukaryota; Fungi; Ascomycota; Sordariomycetes; Hypocreales; Hypocreaceae
Molecular function (GO): carbon-sulfur lyase activity
Source: RefSeq, a predicted model, not a curated record
AUGGCAUUCCCGAACGCUAUUACGGGAGGAUGCCUCUGUGGCUCAAUCCGCUACUCAAUAUCUGCGUCCGGCGAAAGCCCAUGGCCGCCUCAGUCAUCGGCCUGUCAAUGCACAAUGUGUCGCAAGUGGACAUCGUCCCUCAUUGCUCAAUUCAUCAUCGUUUUGCCGGCACAGUUGAGUCCUCCAUUUCACACUCAGGAGACAUUCGAGGAGUACGAAUCAUCACCUGGCCGUUACCGAGGAUUUUGUAAGCGAUGUGGGACCUCGUUAGUUUGGCGCUCAACAGACGAUGGCAGCACAGUCGAUGUAUUUCUGGGGACAGUCGAUGAAAGAUGGCUUGUCCAUGAGGAUGAAGGCAAGGUUGGGCAGGCACUUGGGAGACCAAAUGGAACGCAGUUUUGGAUGGAGAAUGCGAUCCCGGGUGUGACUGAUCUCAUGAAGGGAGGAAAAGAGUUUCUGAGGGAGGGCGAAGAUGGGUGGGAGAGAAAAAAAGAGUAA